CUCGCCAACAUGGUCGCAGGCACCGCCUCGGACCCGGUCGUCGAGGCCAUCAUUGCCAACGACAAGACGCCAUGGUACAAGAAGCCCAACUUGCGGUACCUGUAUCUCUUCCUCGUGCCUUGCUGCAUGGGCAUCGAGUCCACCUCGGGCUUUGACUCUUCGCUCAUGAACGGCCUGCAGUCCCUGAGCUACUGGACAAACUACUUUGGCAAGCCGGCUGGAGCCACGCUCGGCAUCCUCAAUGCCUCGUACAACCUCGGUGCCAUCACCUCGCUGCCCUUUGUCACCUACGUCUCCGACCACGUCGGCCGGCGCGGGUCCAUUCUCUUUGGUUCAUGUGUCAUGAUCGUUGGCGCCAUCAUGCAGACGUUUUCUGUCAACAUGGGCAUGUGGAUCGUCUCUCGCAUGAUUCUCGGUCACGGCAUUGUCUACUGCAUCGUCGCCGGCUCUGCCCUGCUGGGAGAACUGGGCCACCCCAAGGAGCGCGCGUUCCUAGGCUCAUACUUCAACGCCUUCUAUUAUGUCGGCUCCGUGACCGCGGCAGGUAUUGUGCUCGAGACUUUGGCAAUUCAGAGCGAUUGGUCCUGGCGCCUGCCCAGCAUUCUCCAGGCGGUGCCCUCGCUCAUCCAGAUCGCCACGGUGUGGUUCAUCCCCGAGAGUCCCCGUUACCUCGUGUCGCGCGACAAGAGCGACGAGGCCCUCGCCAUCCUCGUCAAGUACCACGCCGAGGGCGACGAGACCAACGAGCUCCCCCACAUCGAGCUCGCCCAGAUCAAGUCUGCGCUGUCCAUCGAGGACGCCUCUCGCAAGCGCGGCUGGGCGGAGCUGUUCCAGAGCCCUGGCAUGCGCCGCCGGUCCCUCAUCACCGCCAUGCUGGGUCUCUUCACGCAGUUCUCGGGCAACGGCCUCAUCACGUCCUACCUCGUCGUCAUCCUCCGGCAGAUUGGCUGGACCAACCCACGGAGCCAGAACCAGCUCAACGUCGGCAUCCAGGGCUGGUCGCUGCUCCUUGCCAUGACCAUCGCCAGUCUGGCCACCCGCUGGCCGCGCCGCCGCAUGUACCUCAUUUGUGCAUGCUCCCUCAUCUGCGUGUAUACGGCUUGGUGUGUCGCCCAGUCCCAAGCUGACUAUUCGGUGGCUGCCGGCAAUGCUGUCAUCGCUUUCAUGUUUCUGUACUGGCCGGCGUACAUUAUCGGCUACAAUGCCCUCACCUACGUGUACCUCAUCGAGCUGUUCCCCUUCUACGUCCGUACCAAGGGCGUUUCGUGGUUCCAGCUCUUCGGUCGCUGCGCCGGCUUCUUCUCUACCUUCGUCAACCCGAUCGGCCUCGACAACAUCCGCUGGAGGUACCUCCUCGUGUACAUUGCCUGGCUGGCCUUUGAGAUUGUCUUCAUCUGGUUCAUGUUCCCCGAGACGUACAACCGCACCCUGGAGGAGCUCGCCUUCCUCUUUGAGAGCGAGGAGGAGAAGGCCCGCAUCGUCGAGGAGUCCAACAUUAUCAAGCAGACCCUCAAGAUCGACGACACCGAGAAGAAGGAUCCCGCCGUGCACAAUGAAAAUGUCUAAAAGGGUUCGUUGCUCUGCGACUAGCGGUUAUAAUGGCUCAGCUGUAAUCAGUGGACCAUACCAGCUGAGUCUAUGUAAGUGUUAGUUGGGAAUGCGCAUCCUCUAGAUAAGACAUGCCACUCUCGCGCUGCACGGGCUCGAGAGUUUAUUAGGGAAUCUUCGAAUCAGACCUAUUUUGGCCCCCGCUUCACGCUGACAGCCCAUGCUCGUGAUCAA
Molecule: messenger RNA, 1782 nt
Organism: Microdochium trichocladiopsis
Lineage: Eukaryota; Fungi; Ascomycota; Sordariomycetes; Xylariales; Microdochiaceae
Product: general substrate transporter
Exons: 3
Coding region: 10-1566 (518 amino acids)
Biological process (GO): transmembrane transport; carbohydrate transport
Cellular component (GO): membrane
Molecular function (GO): carbohydrate:proton symporter activity
Source: RefSeq, a predicted model, not a curated record